Molecule: messenger RNA, 855 nt
Organism: Lactuca saligna
Lineage: Eukaryota; Viridiplantae; Streptophyta; Magnoliopsida; Asterales; Asteraceae
Source: the annotation of a GenBank genome assembly
AUGGUAGUUGUUUUCUUUACUGUUGUAUUGAAAAAGCUUUCAGAGGCUAAUUCUCUUCCACAUCUCUGCAUCUACACGGCUGCUGCUGCUGAUUUAACUUUCAUACCUGAUCUUGAUGUCUUGAAGGACAUCUUCACUAUGAAGCUUUGUGUUAUCAGAUUAUGGACACUGGAAUGUUACUAUAACAACGACCAAAUUUUCUCCAUUCAAGGUAACAAGAUCCAAGGUUAUGGCCCUAAUGCUUAUGUUUACAAGUUUAGAAAAGUUCUAAAAGAAGGGGAAGCUUUUUUCAUCAAAAAUCCAAAUUUAGCAAAGAUUGAUGAAGAUGUUAUCGGUUUGGUAGUUGCAAUUGGUGAAAUUGAUGCUCGAAAUGAAGAUAGAAAGAGGCAUAAGAUGAGACUACAAAUCCAAGAUGCCAACCUUAGAUUUUGUACUAACGUAUACCCGUCUGGUAUUAAAGCAUUGAAAGAUAUGAAAUUGGCUUUCAUAGUUUAUGUUUCAAAAUACAAUGUGCAAAGGAACAACAAUCAAUAUACUAUUUCCAAGAUUAGUGAUGAUGAGACUUUGAUUGAGGAGUUGGAGAAAAAGUUUUUCGUUGCAGAGGGAGGUAAUUUACUAUCGUUUGAACAUGGUACCACUGAUUGUGAAUCUCAAGAUAACAUAUUUAUAAAGGUGUACUCUAAAUUAUCUCAAUAUCCAAUUCACAAGCCCAAAAAAGAAUUUGGAUGCAACGAGAAGCGAGCUCUUGAGGAUGAUAUUGUUUUGGAUGUCAACGACAACAUGUCAUCAUCGAAGGUCACAAAAGUUGUAGGAGGGGAACAACAUAAAUUUGUCAAUGUUAAGUUGGAAAAGUGA